Messenger RNA from Xiphias gladius (swordfish), 2684 nucleotides. RefSeq lists its product as uncharacterized. NCBI's taxonomy places the organism in Eukaryota, Metazoa, Chordata, Actinopteri, Istiophoriformes, Xiphiidae. The transcript is spliced from 2 exons. The coding region runs from base 236 to 499 and encodes 87 amino acids. The record is from RefSeq and is a predicted model, not a curated record.
UCCCCUUCAUUCUCUCCCCCUCCUGCUCCCCGAUUCUUCGUCCUUCGACAUGCUCCUCACGUGAAGUCCGCCAACUUGCAUACCGCACUGCAUGCCGAGUAAUAAAAAGAAAAAGAAAAAACAAAACAAAACAAAACCAAAAAAAAAAGAACAAGGCAAAUGCUCGUUCGGGGAAUGAGAGAAAAACCCACACGCGUUCGCAUCUUUCAUUGAACGGCUUGGACGGAGCAACAGUAUGGAUCUGUCAUUCAUGGCCGCGCAGAUCCCAGUUAUGACGGGAGCCUUCAUGGACUCCUCGCCCAAUGACGACUACAGCGGCGAACACUCACUCUUCAACUCCUCGGCUAGCGUCCACGCCGCUGCCUCGGCCGCCUCGGUACACGGCCAGCAGGAUGAGUCGCAGUCCAUGUCCAGCGACGCCAUCUGGCUCUGGAUCGCCAUCGUUGCCACUAUUGGAAACAUAGUGGUAGUGGGCAUUGUCUAUGCCUGCACUUUCUGAUGAGCAUACGCUUACAAAGACAAAGACGCACACAUCCCGCUUUUUCUGGAUCUCUGGACCCCUGAGUGAGGCCAUGCUUUGCAGACACACGUGCUCUCUCUCUAUGUCUCCCCCUCUUUCUCUUUCUCCCUCGCACUUGGCUUUUGGGUUCAGUUUGGGCCCCUGAGGGUGUUGAAGUUGUGAUACUAGACUUUGACCUAUGGAGUACUAUAAUUCAGAAUCAGAGGGAAAGACUGGGACUGAAGUUUGAGAAGAAGCUUUUGUGUACAACAGCUCUUUAGUUAAAAACAGAAACAACAGACCUGCGCUCUAAACCAAGAAUCAAAGGAACUUUUUUUUUUAAUCUUAAGUUUGUUUCCGUGUUUCUCCUCAGACGACACCCUCACUUGUAAUGCAGAGAGAAUGGAGACUAAAUGGGGCUUAAGAUUUGGGUUGAUCUGGACCAUCUUAAAAAUGUACCAGAUAGUUGCCAAGCAAUUUAGGUCAGUGUUGUUUAAUUAUGCGGCUGAACAGAGAUGGUGAAUGUUAAAACAUUUAGAAAGUACUGGGACUAUUUUCAGGUCAGGCAGCCCUAAGACCCAGGACGCUAGAGCUCAUUUAAGGUCUUAUUUGUGGAUGAAACAUAGUAUGGACACUCAUCAUUAGUGUUUAUAGUAUGUUUCUAAACAGUUCCACUGACAAGAAACAGAGAACAGGACACUGUCAUUAAACUUCCUUUAGUACGCACUUAAAAUCCCAUGAAAAUGCUUUCUGCAUUGCUAAUUCAAUUAAACACAAUGAAUGAUGACUUUAUAAUUAAAUUUUGUGUUAAUCUAAGUUAGCCCCUUUCAAAUGAAUGGUCUUAUUGUCGAAUACCUACAGUAAUAUCCAACAGGUAUUAUUAGAAAAUCUAAUUGUAUUGUCAUGGUCUGUUCAGUUAUGUUUAGAUAUUAUCUACAGAUGUUAAAAAAUAGAGUUAGAAGCACAAAUUAAAUCAAACACACGUAGCCUUCUUUACUUAUUCACCCAAUUACUUUUGUAGAUGUUUUUUUCUCAGUAAGUACAGCCUGUAAAUUUUUUCAUCACUCAGAAAAAAUGCAACAGAAGAUGCAAGUCCCUGAUAUUACAGAUAUGGUAGGCCAGAUGUGGAAAAAUGGUAAAUGUCUCCAAAAGUAAUGUAACACUGACCAGAUCUCUAGUAAAUUUCGUGAUAAAUGUAUACCAGUGUGAGUGGGGAUGUGAUGCCUAAUUUUGAAAUGAAAUUUUUACAUCAAGCUAAUGCUCAGUAAAUUAGUUUUAUGUCACUGUGGAACAUGGAGGCAGCUGUCUCCAUGGCAACUAAUCCUCAUCGUAAUUGGGAGCAACAAAGUUACUUUCAGUCUCAAGCAUUAACCUGCGGCCACAGAUGCAAUUAAUGCUUAAAAAAAAACAUGCUAUACAAGGCACUGCAUUAAUACAAAUACUAUAGCUGCUAGAAUUUGUCUUUAAGUCUGCUAACUGAUUUUUGUGCUUUGCUUACAUUGUUUUUUUUCCCCCCUUUUUAAGACGUCAGGCUAAAAAGAAAAAGUGGAUAAAAAUAGUAUUAGUUUGGAUUUUUUUUAAUUUUUCUGUACCAUGUAGAUUAAAACAUCAAUACGAACUUGCAGUGCUCGUUUUAGUCCUCACUGAAAAAUAUUUACUACCGGACGAUCAAAACAAGGGAACAGUUUUGGGUCAAUUUAAUGAAUCCUUGUUAUGUUGCAUCAUCACUGACAGUUAUAGCGUGGGAUUGUUAGCAAUGUGCAAAAUCAUCAAGAUAAGUCUGUCAACUGGUCUUUCUUUACCUGACAAACUGACUGGUCUAUAUAUUUAGACAGACGCUUAAAGAGCGUCUGUCAAAGACAGAGCUCUUUUUUUUUUUCAGUGACAAACAUUUCUCCUUGGAUUUAGUAGACAAUAUCAAUGUGCUUAAAGGAUACAAACCUGUCUUGUAAACACCAUAUCUGUUCAAAUGUUCAUACACGACAACGAACAAUACUAGCUUAUUGCAUCAACUGUACCAUGUAAGGAAAAUUCAGACACACACUAGUGUAAUCUCUUGUUAUUAUGAGUGUACGUAUACAAUGUUCAAAGAAGGACUUUUCAAGCCUGUUAUUUUUAAUAAAUGGUUGAUGUAGAAAUAUUUAGAAAUGUUGUAAACCACAUACACAAUGCUCCUUUUGUAAAG